Molecule: messenger RNA, 1344 nt
Organism: Penicillium cataractarum
Lineage: Eukaryota; Fungi; Ascomycota; Eurotiomycetes; Eurotiales; Aspergillaceae
Product: CaiB/BaiF CoA transferase family protein
Exons: 6
Coding region: 1-1344 (447 amino acids)
Molecular function (GO): catalytic activity
Source: RefSeq, a predicted model, not a curated record
AUGUCGGUUGCGCUCAGGUUAAACGUGUUGACCCGGCGGUCGAGUCCCUCCUGGACUAGCUAUGCCUUGAGGCGCAUCUCACCGUUGCGGAGCUAUUCAAGCACCGCUUCGCCGGUAGAUGGGACGCUGCCUUUGGCAGGGAUUCGUGUGCUUGAUAUGACGCGUGUUCUGGCAGGACCCUACUGUACUCAGAUUCUGGGAGACUUGGGUGCGGACGUUAUCAAGGUCGAACACCCUGUGCGAGGCGACGAUACUCGAGCCUGGGGCCCUCCAUACGCCAAGUAUGAAGAUGCGUCGAGGGAGGGGCCCGGCGAGAGUGCUUACUAUAUGGCGGUCAACCGCAACAAGAAGUCGCUUGGUCUGUCCUUCCAGCAUAAGUCGGGCGUUGAGAUCCUCCACAAGCUCGCAAAAGAGUGCGAUGUCCUCGUGGAGAAUUAUCUUCCAGGAGCACUCAAGAAAUACGGAAUGGACUACGAGACCCUUCGAGAGAUCAACCCUAAGUUGAUCUAUGCCAGUAUCACCGGCUACGGUCAGACGGGACCGUACAGUAACCGGGCUGGCUACGACGUCAUGGUUGAGGCUGAGAUGGGAUUGAUGCACAUUACUGGAUCGCGAGAUGGUCCUCCCGUGAAAGUCGGGGUGGCAGUCACCGAUUUGACUACCGGACUCUACACCUCCAAUGCCAUCAUGGCUGCAUUGCUUGCCCGAGUUCGGACAGGCAAGGGCCAGCAUAUUGACGCUUGUUUGAGUGACUGCCAAGUCGCUACUCUCGCUAACCUGGCUAGCUCUGCUCUGAUUAGCGGCCAAAAAGAUUCGGGCCGCUGGGGCACUGCUCAUCCAUCUAUUGUACCAUACCGGAGUUACAAGACCCUCGAUGGUGACAUUCUUUUCGGUGGCGGCAACGAUCGACUCUUUGGUGUGCUCUGCGAUCGCCUUGGAUUCCCCGAGUGGAAGAACGACGCUCGGUUUGUCACGAAUAGCGAUCGCGUGAAACACCGGGCCGAUAUCGACGGCUUGAUUGAGACUACCACCCAGCAGAAAUCGACCAAGGAAUGGCUGGAUAUCUUCGAAGGCAGCGGUAUGCCAUAUGCAGCAGUCAAUGAUAUCCAGGGAACAUUGAACCACGAGCAUGUCCUAGCAAGAGGCAUGGUCACUGAGGUUGACCACCCUGCCUGCGGCCCCAUUAAACUAGUCAACACGCCCAUCAAGUACUCCGAGGCUACACCCGGUGUGCGGACGCCGCCUCCAACCCUUGGUCAACACACCGAUGAGAUCCUGGGGAGUGUCCUCAAUUAUGAGGAGGCAGACAUUGCCCGAUUGAAGGCAGAGGGCGUGGUGUCAUGA